AUGUCUACAGAAUUUGAGACUAUGUAUCAUUCAAAAGACCAUCUCGGUUCACCUUCUUCUAUACUCUAUCCCGACUAUGAAGCAAUCGAAGCCACGGAACUAUCCUACAUCUCACAAGCAUCAUCUUCCACAAACUCUCUUCCCGUGUAUACAGAAAUAUACAACAAAGGUCAAUCCGCGCAUCUCUAUACCACAGUAGCCGACUUUUAUCCUACCAAACAAUUUCAGAUACAAGCCUCCGGAAUCCCCCUCAUCAAACUACCGGUACCCCCGCGGCCAGAUCCAAUCUACACUUUCAACGUCUCACCAACAGGAGAAAUCGAAGAAGCCGAAUACGUCUCCAUUCGACCAGCUCGUAAAUCAGGAUCAUGCUUCCUAGCCCGAGCAGACGAUCGUGCGCAGAAACCACUCUGCACGACGACAUACCGCUAUGGGCCGGGCAACCCCCCCAAGAUCCGCCUUGACACAGAGACCUCGCAGGGCAGGCAAGCAGAGGAUAUAGAGAUCAGCUGCAAGGGCAUAAUGACCCGCAGCGUGGUCAUGCGAACGCAUCUCGGCACCUUUGAAUGGCGAUAUAGUUCCCGCGCUGAACGUCGCGCCUUUAUGGGCGAGAAAGCCGACUCUCUGCUCAUUCUCGAGCAGGUGACCAAGGUAGCCGUUAAGAGGGGGAAACAAGAGGAGCGAAGACGCAAGGUUGGGCAUUUUGUGCGCAACAGUGGAGUUCGCACGCCCGGUUCUAAUAGGAGUACAGCUGGAAACGGAGGGCGACUUAUGCUUGAUCUGCAGGAGUGGGUGGACAGAAAGGAGGAAUGUGCCGAAAUGGAAAUACUUGCUGUGGCAAGCUGUAUAUCCAUGUUGAAGAAGGAAGUUGAUAGAAGGAGGGUGCAUCAGACUAUGGCGAUGAUGGGGGGUGGCUCCUAG
This is a messenger RNA of Fusarium pseudograminearum CS3096, 921 nucleotides long. RefSeq lists its product as uncharacterized. The coding region runs from base 1 to 921 and encodes 306 amino acids. Lineage: Eukaryota; Fungi; Ascomycota; Sordariomycetes; Hypocreales; Nectriaceae. The record is from RefSeq and is a predicted model, not a curated record. The transcript has a single exon.